AUGUCAGGACAAGACGCUCACGACAACUAGCCUUACGAUUCGGAUAAUGAUUUCGAAAAGCCUAAGGAUGAUUUCAUGUUCUAUUACAAUGCCUUCAAGAUUGAAGAGAAAAAGAUUUGCAGUCAUUUGAAAAUGGAGGAAAUAACUACUAAGUAUUGGCAACUGCUCAAGUCUGAAAACGGUGUUGACUACACUAACUCAGGCAUAACUAAAGAUGAGAUGAAGCUCGAGAUACAAGAAGAAUGGCUUGUUGACUCCAGGGGUCUAAAUUAACUAUCCUUCCAGCUCUUGACUAAGUUACUCUUUAGAAUAGCUCAUUAAUGGUGCACCAACAUUGAUGUAGAGGAGUAUGCAGACUUCCUCCAGAAAAUUCUAGAUAGAAUCACAUACUACGAGGAAUACAAUAGCUAUCAAGUUUCCGGAGGUUACUUGUCAAUUACCAAUGCUGAAAUAGUGGUUUCUUUUCCUUAGAUGGAAAAGAAAAUAUAAGAAAAUGGAGGGAAAACAGAAAAAGUGGUCGAAAAUGAUGACUGGCUAGAGUGCAGAUCUGAUGAAUCUAACAGAAGCGAAUUCGAAUACAAAUACGAGUAGGAUGAGGAGAAUAUGCAAAUGAAAAAAUACAAGAAAACCAAAGGAAACGGCGAUCCAUCCUUAGGAGGCGGCAGUGGUUCUCUCAGCUCUGCUAUUAAAGAACCUAUCAUUUACUCAGAGGAAGUAGAUUUCAAAUUUUAACCUGACAGAGCCUAUGUCCCAAAGCUAUUACAAAUUAGCAAUAUUUUACCUUUUGGCUAUUACACUGAAUACUAUUUGACCAAAAUGAAAGAGUCAAUUAUAAGUGCUUUGGACGCAUCUAGAUAAGAACGUCUAGCAAACUAAAAAGGCUUGCCCAGAGAACAGAGGGAUAAUUAGAAUAUGUAUAUGGGAAUAGCUGAUACUGGAUUAAAGGAGGAAAAUGGAAACUAUUUCAAUGAUUACACUUACAUCGAAAAUGUAAUUGCCAAGGUUUAUUUAUCAGACAUCGCCUUUAACAAUCUGAGAAAAAUGUUAAGAGAGGGUGUUAUAUUUAGUCUCAGAUUGCACAAUCUAUUCCCAAAAGGAACAACUAGAUCUAAAUCAAGAGCAGGUUUGAGCAGCAACGAGCCAAUUCUUGAAAUUAAUAAAUUCGGUUUCAAUCCAGCGCUUGAAAGAAGAAUCCAUUUAAAAAUGGAAGUUACUGAUAACUCAAAAGCUUUCUAUAAUACUAACUAUCACUUGGACAAGGAUGAUUUCAAGGACUUCUACAGAAAGGAUAUUCAAAAGAUUGAGACUAAAGAUAAGCUCUGCCUCAAAGAAAAUGAUGAUAUUAGAAAGGAGGAGGAAUUCAACUGUGUGGAAACCCCCUACAAAAAACUCAGACAAAUAAUGCUCUACAAAAAAUUUGAAAGCAUUUACAUUGACAGAUCAAACGCUGAUAACAAAGAGCAGAAGAGACUUAAGAAGCUUAUUGAAAAGGAGGAUAAGCGCAAGGCUAAUGCACUUAAGCAUGGAAAUAUUGCCUAGAAAGGUCUAAGUGAGACCUACGAAGAGAAAUCAUUUAUCAAGAUGAUGAAAGGACCUUUCUAUCAGUUGGAUAGCAAGGAUGGUCUUUUGAAUGAUGAUUUUGUCACAUGCUCAGAGAAGGAUUUGAUUGAUGCCGCUAGAAAUCCAGCAAUGAGAAUUCUAGUUAUUGGAAAACCAAGAUCGGGCAAAACGAACCUCUGCAUGAAUCUGGCUAAAAAACUUGACUUAGUUCAUAUAAGCAUUGACAACUGGAUUACAGCUUUGCUCGCUAAAAUAAAGGCUUACGAGCCACCUGAACUUGAAGAGGGUCAAGAAGCACCUAAGUGGCUAUCUGACCUUGAAGAAAACAUCCAUCUAUCUCUAAUUUAAGGAGGAGGGCCUUCAGACGAGCAUCAAGUGGAGAUUAUUAGAGAAUUAAUCAGGUCACCAUUAGCAGUUCUGAAAGGCUAUCUACUAGAUCUCUCUUAUUACAACAGAGAAAACACUUGGGCUAGUACAAUUAGACAGAGACACAUUCUAGGUGAGCCAAAUGAACUUGGCCAGACUGUAGAUUUUACUCACAUUGUUGAGUUAUGGUGUGAAGAUGAAGACAUCAAGCUUAGAGCUGACCAUAUGAGAAUCAGUCCUGAGGAUGGCGUGGUUUAUUCCAAAUGGGAAAGAGAUGAAAGAAGGAAACCCAAGAAAGUCACUGAGGAUGAGGAUCCUAUAGAAGAGGAGAAUGAAAUUAAGCCACUGGAUGAAGCUGCAUUAGUACAAAGGUCAUGCGACACUGAUGAGAGAAUUAAAGAAGAAUUGCACUACUACAAUACAGUCGAGAGACCAGCAAUGGAGGAGUUGCUUAUUAACUUCUAUGAGAAUUAGUACAUCAAGCUCGACAGUGGAGGACUUACACCUGAUGAGCUAGUUGAAUGUGUCUCAAGCAGAGUAAAGCCUGAUGACUAACUUCCUUUGAGACCAAUAGCUACAAAGAUAGAAAACGCUGGAGACUUCAAAGCCUUACUAACUGAUGGUGUUGAGCCAGGCCAAGUAAACCCCAAGUGGAGUCUUUGGAGAAAGACUGAUCCAGUAGCUCUUUCUUAAGGAAAGGUUAUUGAAGGAACAACUGAGUUCGCUGCUAACUAUCAUGGAAAUGUAUUUGUGUUUUCAUCAGAGGAAAACUUGGUUAAAUUCUUGGCUGAGCCCAAGAAGUAUCUCUAAGAUAGACCAGUAAUGCCAAGCAAUUUCAGAGCUUUAAUGCUUGGACCUAAAGGUGUUGGUAAACACACCUAAGCUUAAUUAUUAAAUGAGACCUAUGGUUGGACAAUAAUUGAUUACAAAGAACUAGUAAGGAACAAGCUAGAUGAAUUGAUGAAGUUUGAGAUUCAUAUUCCAAACAACCCUGUCCAAGGUGGAAGAAUUGGUCUUUCUGAACAAGAACUGCAAGAUAUCAUUGAGGGCAAAUAGAUGCCAGCCUGGAAGUUCAUCCCUUGGAUCUUUGAUUACCUUGGAUAUGCCCUUGAAAAGAGAAAGCCACCUCCUCCAGAAGAAAAAUAAGAGGAGCAACAAGAAGAGGAAGAGUAGCCUCAACUGUCAGAGGCUGAGAUGAAAAAGAAAAUGAUUGAGGAAAAGAAGAAGCGCGAAGAAGAGGAACGCAAAAAGAGAGAAGAGGAGGAACUUCUCAAAUACAAGGAAGAUAGAAGGAGACGCAGGCAAGAAGCUCUAGAUGCUGGCUAAGACCCACUAUCUCUAGGAAUUGAGGAAAGCGAAGAAGAACCCAUCAUCAUUGAAGAUCUCAGUAUUGAUCAAUUAGUUCUCAAGGAAGAUGAAGCUUCAGGAAAGCUGCCAUUCGUUGGAGGAUUCAUUUUAAUUGGCUAUCCUGAGACUGAAGAACACAUCAAUAAACUCAAGGCUCAUGGAAUUGAAUUCGAUAGAAUAAUAUGUCUUAAUGACACCAAUGAGGAAGAACCAGGAGUCGAGAUUAAAAAGAGGAUGAAGGAUCAAGACUUGUUCGACUGGGAUUGGGAAUUAGAAAACUCUACUAAAAUACUUGCUCUAGCUAAGGAGCAUCUAGGCGAAGAUACAGUUAAGGAAAUUUCUUGCAAUGGUAAAGUAGAAGAUGUCUUCAUUAGAAUCAGAAAUGAGAUAGAUCCAUUCUUUGUAAAGGUUGAUGUCCCAGAGGAUGUCAGAGUGUCAGGUGAUUUAGGGGAAGAAGACAAAAAGCUGCCCAAGGGUGAUUUUGGUGAUUACUGCCCAGUAACAUAUGUAAAAGACAACUGGAUUGUAAGAGGAAAUCCAGAGUAAGAAGUUACUGUAUUUGGGAAAACAUACUGGCUAUCAGGAGAAAAGGAAGCUGAGUUGUUUAAAUUCAACCCAAAGCAAUUCCUAGUCACACAAUAUGGAAACUCUCAAUUACCUUUGACUCCACCACCCCCUAGAAUUAUGAUUAUGGGUCAUAGAGGAGCAGGCACAUCUACUCAGAUAAGGAUGCUCUGUGAGAAGUUUAAACUAGAAGAGUUUGAGCUAAAGAAAAAUUAUGUCUAAAAGCUGGAAGAGGAAAAAGAAAAAAGAAAGAGAAGAAGAUUACUAGAUAGGGGAUUCGGCAAGCCAUCUGAGCCCGAUGAAGACGGCAAUAUUCCUCCUGAUCCAGAGAUCGAAGAAGACGCUGAUGAUUUUGAUCACGCUGCACAAGAAAGAGAAGUUAUGAAAUUGAUUUUCGAUAACUCUAAAGGCUAUGUCAUCGAUGGAUGCUGGAGAGAUCUGCCUGAAAGCAAAAGCGAUUAGAAGUUCCAUGAAUUACUGUUUGAAUCAAGAAGAGUUCCUGAAAUUGUGAUUAUUCUGAAGUGUAAAGAAAAGGCAACAUUCGAUAGAAUUAUUGAUAGAGAAGCAAUAAGAGCAGUAUUCAAUCAGAAGAUGGAGGCAAGAGAUAAUGAGCGCAAGAAAGUAAGAGAAGAGGAAAGAAAAACUUACUAUGAGGAGAUCACUAAGGUAAAUGAAGAUGAGGAGGCUAAAUAACAAUCUGAAAUUGAUGAACUCCUGAAUACCUGGGAUGAGGCGAGAGACUAAGCUGAAAAAGAUCAAGAUGAAAAUGAUCCCGAAAUGCCAAACUAUGAUGCUAUGGAGGGUGAAUAUAGAGAGAAGCUAACUGAGCAGAGAGGAAAUGAUGACGGCUUUUUCGAAGAAUUCAGUGGAGCUCUGAAAGAAAAAAAUGUUUAUGUCAUUGAUGAUAUCAAGAGCGACAUGAGUGCUGAGUUUGUAAACAUUAAACUCCUUGAUAAAAUUAAGCACAACUUCCUGAACAGAAAUGACAUCAUCGAAAGACAAUUAGCUUAGCCAUUAAAGCCAGAGGAGGUUAAAUUUUUUGAGUAAUCUCACAUUUACAAGCACUCUAAAUUCGGACUAAAUUCCCCUCUAGAUAUCUAAAACCCUUCAAAAUCAAAGAAAUUCACUGCUCUAUACAGAGAGAGACUUUAUUUCUUAUCAAAUGAAGAUCAAAGGCAAAAGUUCCUCUUAGAGCCAUCUAAAUAUGCUCUUAAUGUUGAAACUGUGCCUCUAGAUAUUAAUGUCAAGCCAAGAAUAUUUAUCCUGGGAUAUCCUAAAUCUGGCAAGACCACACUUUGCCAAAAACUACAGGAAAAAUGUGGUAUAGUUCACUUGAAAAUUCCUCAGAUUGUUGAUUAAUUCAUUGAGAGGGAUUCUUUCUAAUUCCAAAGUUUGAGGAAGUAAAUGAAAUUAGAAGGCAGGUAGCUGGAAGAUGACCAACUAGUCAACCUUCUCCUUAAGAGAAUCUAGUAUAAAGAUUGCCAAUAAAACGGGUGGAUCCUAGAGGACUUCCCUAAAACUAGAAAUCAAGCCUUAUUCCUAGCCAAGAGAGGCAUUGUACCUACAAAUGUUGUUGUCAUGAGAAUAAAUGAAUAAGCCAUAUUCGAGAGAUCUUAAGACACAAGAGUAUAGAAAUUCGGACACUUUGGAGAGAUUUUGCAAGCAAGAAUUAAGAUGUUCGAGUCAAAUAUUCCCAAUGUCAUAUCUUUCUACUAGAAAAUAUACAACAAUGUGGUAGAUAUCGAUGCUACUCGCUCGAAAUGGUACAUUGAGGACAGAGCAGUUUCAGAAAUUUCUAAGAAUCUCCAAUCUAGAUAGCAGUUCGCAAAGGAUUAUUAUCUAAGAGAGAGGGAUCCUAGAGCAUGCAAGAUUAGAAAUCUGUAUGUUGAUAGAGUGCUUCUUAAGCAAAGUUUAUCUGAAUUCAAAUAUUACUGCCCAGUCACAUGGAAGAAUGAAAAACUACUAGUAAAGUGCAGUGCUAACAAGGAGGACUGUGUCUUGUACAAGAACGCAUUCUAUUACUUCAAGGGUACUCAGCAAAGAGAUAUGUUCAUUUCAAAUCCAGCUAGGUUCAUCCUUAAUGUUACAUUACCAAAGCAUCAAGAUUUACCUCUAAGAAUCUUAUAUCACAAGGCAGCGGAAAUUCUUGUUCAUGAGAAAACUUUGAGUGGUCACUGUCCAAUUACUCUAAUGGAUGAGGAGAGAGUCAAAAAGGGAGACCCACUUUUACUGAUUCUAUUCAGAGACAAUAAAUAUGUAUUUGACUCAGAGUAUAAGCUAUAAAGAUUCCUAGCAAAUCCAUUCAAAUAUGCAAAAGCUACUCUCCCUGUUAAGAUGCCACCACCUGAGGAUAAAAUUUCACUCUUUAACCUACAGAAGAUGGAAGACUCUAUUGCUUUCAUGGAACAAUCUCUAGGUCAAGUAGCGACAAGAGGUCUAAGAGAAGUAUCAGAAAACAGGCUAAAGCAUCCAGGUAUGUCAGUGAAAGAGACAAUGCUAAAACUUUUCUCACUUUUCUUAAAGACUGAAAACCCAGCUAAUACAUCAUACAUGAAAAAGAAGUACCAAGGAAAGAUGAGAGAAUUCAUUCAGAGAUGUGAGUUGCCUGAGGAGUUAUUUGAUCUUGGAAAUGAAAAAGGUAAGAUUUACUUUAAUUUAUUAACAUCCCUUAUAGAGAAAAAGAAGGCAAGAGGUGAAUGGGUGCAGUUCAAAGAAAACUAUUACAAUGAAAGGGGUUCACUUUAUGAUAGCAACCAGAAAGCAAUAGAACAGGAGAAACUAGAUAACUUCAUGAACUACCUCAGAUGA
Molecule: messenger RNA, 6645 nt
Organism: Stylonychia lemnae
Lineage: Eukaryota; Ciliophora; Spirotrichea; Sporadotrichida; Oxytrichidae
Source: the annotation of a GenBank genome assembly